GUUAUUCAGCUUCUUAAAGCUGGAAAAGCCAAGGAAGUAUCCUACAACGCCCUUGCCUCACACAUAAUUUCGGAGGAUGGGGACAACCCGGAGGUUGGAGAAGCUCGGGAAGUCUUUGACCUACCUGUUGUAAAGCCUUCCUGGGUGAUCUUGUCUGUGCAGUGUGGAGCUCUUCUGCCAGUAAAUGGUUUUUCUCCAGAGUCGUGUCAGAUUUUUUUUGGAAUCACUGCCUGCCUUUCUCAGGUGUCCUCUGAAGACAGAAGUGCCCUGUGGGCCUUGGUUACGUUCCACGGAGGCAGCUGCCAGCUGAGCCUCAAUAAGAAGUGCACGCAUUUGGUAGUGCCGGAGCCCAAGGGGGAGAAAUACGAGUGUGCUGUGAAGCGAGCUAGUAUUAAAGUGGUGACUCCUGACUGGGUGCUGGACUGCGUGUCUGCGAAGACGAGGAAGGACGAAGCACCUUACCAUCCGCGCCUGAUCAUCUACGAGGAGGAGGAGGAAGAGGAGGAGGAGGGGGAGGGGGAGGGGGAGAACGAGGAGCAGGACUCCCAGAACGAGGGCAGCACUGAGGAGAAGUCGAGCCCGGCCAGCUCGCAGGAGGGCUCUCCUCCUGGGGACCAGGCUUUCUCUCCCAAGCCCAGCACGGAGACCUCCAAAGGGGAGUUGAUGUUUGACGACUCCUCGGACUCCUCGCCUGAGAAGCAAGAGCGGAACUUGAACUGGACCCCUGCUGAGGUGCCCCAGCCUACGGCUGCCAAGCGCAGGCUGCCCCAGGGCAAGGAGGCUGGGCUCAUUAACUUGUGUGCCAAUGUCCCGCCAGUCCCUGGGAACAUCCUGCCUCCGGAUGUCCGGGGGAACUUCAUGGCUUCUGGGCAGAACCUGCAGAGUGCUGACAGAGGGGAAAUGAUCAGCACGUGGAGCCCUGCCGUGCGGACACUGAGGAAUAUUACUAAUAAUGCUGACAUUCAGCAGCUCAACCGGCCGUCAAAUGUAGCGCAUAUCCUACAGUCCCUGUCGGCUCCCACAAAGACCCUGGAGCCGCAGGUAGGCCAUGGCCAGCAGGGGCACGGCAAUGCCAGCGCCAGUGCCAUGCUGCUCAGCCAGCCGAGGGGCACUCCUGACACACACCUGCCACCACCGCACCGCCAGCCCCCACCGCAGCACCCUUUGCAGCACCCUGUCCUCCACCUGCAGCCCCCACAGAUGCCCCAGCAGCCCUGCCCACAGCAGCAGCACCCAUUCCCUCAGCAGCCGCAGCAGCCCCAGCAGCAAGUCCUUCAGCACCCCUUCCCCCAGCAGCAGCUGCACCCACAGCCGCAGCUGCACCGCCCCCAGCAGCCCCUGCAGCCGUUCCAGCAGCAGCAUCUGCAGCAGCAGCUCCAUCAGCUGCAGCAGCAGCAGCUCCAGCACCAGCAGCUGGCACAGCUGCAGCACCAGAGCCUGCUACAGCAGCAGAUGCAGCAGCAACAGGUGCAGCAGCAGCAGCUGCAGCGCCUCCACCAGCAGCAGCAGCAGCAGCAGCUUCAGCAUCCUACCGCUCCACACCUGGGCCAGGCUCCCCCAGCUAUGCAGCACCAGGCCCCGCACCUGCAGCCCCCACCUCAACAGCCUCUGUCACAGCUGCCGCUGUGUGGACAUGACCCAACUGUGGAGAUUCCAGAAGAAGGCUUCCUGCUGGGGUGCGUGUUUGCGAUUGCAGAUUACCCAGAACAGAUGUCUGACAAGCAGCUGCUGGCCACCUGGAAAAGGAUCAUCCAGGCACAUGGCGGCGUGGUGGACCCCACCUUCACGAGCCGGUGCACGCACCUCCUCUGUGAGAGCCAGGUCAGCAGCAUGUACGCACAGGCGAUCAGAGAGAGGAAGCGGUGUGUCACUGCACACUGGCUGAACACCGUCCUGAAGAGGAGGAAGAUGGUGCCACCCCACCGAGCCCUGCACUUCCCGGUGGCGUUCCCGCCCGGGGGGAAGCCGUGCUCACAGCAUAUCAUCUCGGUGACUGGGUUUGUGGACAGCGACAGGGACGACCUAAAGUUGAUGGCGUACCUGGCGGGUGCCAAGUACACGGGCUACCUGUGCCGCAGCAACACAGUGCUCAUCUGCAGAGAACCCAGUGGUUUGAAGUACGAGAAGGCCAAAGAGUGGAGGAUCCCGUGCGUGAAUGCACAGUGGCUGGGGGACAUCCUGCUGGGGAACUUCGAGGCGCUGAGGCAGGUCCAGUACGGGCGGUACACGGCCUUCAACCUGCAGGACCCCUUCGCGCCCACGCAGCACCUGGUGCUGAACCUGCUGGAUGCGUGGAGAGUUCCAUUGAAAGUGUCACCAGAGCUGUUGAUGGGCGUAAGAUUACCUCCCAAACCAAAGCAGAGCGAAGUAACCAGCAUCCCGCCUUCUUCCAAAAGAGCCAGAAUUGAGGAUCUACCACCUCCCACCAAAAAGCUGACCCCGGAGCUGACACCUUUGGUACUUUUCACUGGAUUUGAGCCCGGCCAGGUGCAGCAGUACGUUAAGAAGCUCUAUGUCCUGGGUGGGGAGGUGGCCGAGUCCGCGCAGAAGUGCACCCACCUCAUCGCCAGCAAGGUGACGCGCACCGUGAAGUUCCUGACGGCCAUCUCCGUGGUGCAGCACAUCGUGACGCCGGAGUGGCUGGAGGAGUGCUUCAAGUGCCAGGAGUUCGUGGACGAGCAGAACUACAUCCUCCGAGAUGCUGAGGCUGAAGUGCUUUUCUCUUUCAGUUUGGAGGAGUCCUUGAAGCGGGCGCACCUUUCUCCGCUCUUCAAGGCAAAAUACUUUUACAUCACCCCUGGCAUCUGCCCAAGCCUGUCCACCAUGAAGGCGAUUGUGGAGUGUGCGGGCGGGAAGGUGCUGUCCAAGCAGCCGUCCUUCCGCAAGCUCGCGGAGCAUAAGCAGAACAAGAGUCUGUCAGAAAUCAUCGUGAUAUCCUGCGAAAACGACCUCCACCUGUGCCGGGAGUACUUCGCCAGAGGGAUAGAUGUUCACAAUGCAGAGUUCGUUUUAACGGGAGUGCUAACACAGACGAUGGACUAUGAGUCGUAUAAAUUUAACUGAAGGCCCCGCCCUGCGAGCCGCGCAGAUCCGAGCAGGCGCCUGCGCUCCACCGCCCGCCUGCGCGCUUGUUUUCCAGCCGCGUCCUCAGGGAGGAGACACGGAAGCAGGAAGACAUGGGAUACCCACGGUGCAUCGUAUUGAGAUGUGUAAUUUUAUUCUGAUGAAACAUAAAUUAUGUUUUGUAUUAUAUGACUUUAUGAGGCCACAUUAGGUUUUAUGAUUCAUUUGCCAGGCUUUUAAAUGUCUUCACAAAACUGUAUGGGAUUUCAGCUACAAAUAAAAUGGUGUAAAUAAAGAUCUUACUAUCUAAAUUAUGGAUGUUAAAGAUUUGAAAUGUUUUGUACUUUGAUUAUUUUUAUUUCUUAUACUCUUUUCUUUUGUAUUGAUAUCUUGCCCACAU
Messenger RNA from Chinchilla lanigera (long-tailed chinchilla), 3463 nucleotides. RefSeq names its product PAX interacting (with transcription-activation domain) protein 1 (gene Paxip1). Gene Ontology annotation, biological process: positive regulation of transcription initiation by RNA polymerase II. Gene Ontology annotation, cellular component: nucleus. Lineage: Eukaryota; Metazoa; Chordata; Mammalia; Rodentia; Chinchillidae. The record is from RefSeq and is a predicted model, not a curated record.